Molecule: messenger RNA, 1890 nt
Organism: Coprinopsis cinerea okayama7#130
Lineage: Eukaryota; Fungi; Basidiomycota; Agaricomycetes; Agaricales; Psathyrellaceae
Product: histone acetyltransferase NGF-1
Exons: 5
Coding region: 1-1890 (629 amino acids)
Biological process (GO): positive regulation of transcription by RNA polymerase II; chromatin remodeling
Cellular component (GO): histone acetyltransferase complex
Molecular function (GO): protein binding; histone H3 acetyltransferase activity
Source: RefSeq, a predicted model, not a curated record
AUGAAGCUCGCUUACCCCACGGGGAGCGACAUUUUCGCCCUCCACAACUCCCUGCUUGCUGUGAAGAUUGCACGACACUCGCCAUGCGCGGUGUGCUCAAGCAGCUGUCAGGGAAUGCACCCGCCCAAAGGUGUGCGAAUCGUCAUGGACGUCCAGGACGAGUCUUCUGGCGUGGACGACUACUCGCACCUAUUCAACGAAUCGGACGACGAAGACGACGGAAUACCUGCCUCGGGUUACCUGGAGAUCUGUGCAUGCGGUCAUGAUUGUAAAUCACACCACGCGGAUGAGGAUGAGCUUGGAAAGAGGGAGUUCAAGCGGAGAGCUGCUCUUGCCAUCCGUAUGGAUGAAUUGCUCAAGGACUCUGGACGAUUGCUGGACUUUGAAUAUACCGAUGAUGACAUUAACAACCUCCGGAAGCAAAUGGUCAUACCCUACAAACGGGAGUCUAUUUCGCCAGGCAAGCGCCUCCCCAUUGACCCAGUCUCAACAGCUCACAUCACAUACGCAGAACGUCGGCAGAGCGUUCCACUUUCGUCCCCUGCAUCAUCAUCCCUCAGCGAACUCGAUCCUUCAUCUGCACUGUCAGGUAGGAAACGGCGAGCCUCAACAUCAUCUCUAAGUGAAGCAGUAGACGACCCCGACCCAGAGGAGAACGAAGACGAUGACUCCGAUGAAGAGGAAGACAAACCACUAGCAUCACGGUUACUGGGAGCAAACGCUCCCGGAAGAUCUGUACUGGGGAAAGCAAAGCGUACCACACCUUCCAAGCGAAGUAGGAGCGGCAAGGCUGGCGGAAAGAAGGCUAAGAGGGUGCAUACCAUUGCUAGCGACGAUGAUGACGACGAGGACGACGAUAAGCCACAUGGGCAAGUAAAUGGCGUCAACGGACACAAGAAGGUCAAGGAGGAGAAAGCUGAGGCUGCGGUCCUAGCAGAUGCAACGGCCGCACGACCCGUUGUACCAACAGGACAAAGGGCUGAGAAAAUAUCAUCCGUGGAACUCCGUCGAGGCGUCAUCCAGGUCGUCCCGGUGAAACAGGACGGUGAACCUCGCUCGUUGAUCAUUCUGACCGGGUUGAAGACGCUCUUCCAAAAACAACUACCAGUAAUGCCGCGAGAAUACAUCUCUCGGUUAGUAUACGAUGACAACUCGCGGUCACUCGCUAUCAUCAAGCGAGGCUACAAAGUAGUGGGAGGGAUCUGUUUUCGACCGUUUCCUCAUCGAGGAUUCGCGGAAAUCGUGUUUUUUGCAACCAACUCAGCGGAUCAAGAAAAGGGAUACGGAGGCAUGUUGAUGGAUUACUUCAAAGCCCACAUCCGAAAAGAAUACCCCGACAUGAACCAUUUCCUCACCUAUGCCGACAACUACGCCGUCGGCUACUUCGAGAAACAAGGUUUUACCAAAGAAAUCACCCUUGACAAAUCCGUUUGGGCGGGUUAUAUCAAGGACUACGAGGGUGGUACGAUCAUGCAAUGCACGAUGAUACCCAAGGUGGACUACUUGGAGAAGAAGCGAAUAUUUAACGAGCAGCAUGAUGCUAUUUUGGAGAAGAUCAGGCAGAUGUCGAGAGCGCACAUUGUGUACCCUGGGUUGCCGCAGUUUCAGCCUGGUCAGCCUGAGGGUGUCACCGUGGAUCCGAGAGAUGUACCGGGACUGAGAGAAUCGGGGUGGACACCGGAGAUGGAUAAAGAGCUACGGAAUCUCAAGAGCCCAGAUCACCAUCUUAUGGAGAAGACACUGGCCACGUUACGAGCCGACAGCCAUGCCUGGCCUUUCCAAACCCCGGUUACAAUCGAAGCAGUCCCGGAUUACUUCGACGUUAUCAAGCAUCCAAUGGGUAAGCAUGACACACCUCUCACGUUCUCAUCAUGCUUACCGCCGACAUAG